AUGGAGCUGGCGCGCGCGGGUCUCAACCUCGUCCUCGUCGGCCGGGACCCCGCCAAGCUGCAGGACGUGUCCGACAAGAUCGCGAGGGGGGACGAGGCGAUGCGCCGGCUCCGGGAAGCCAUCGAGGGGCUGGACGUCGGCGUGCUGGUGAACAACGCCGGCGUGAACAAGCCCGGCGCGCUGUACCUGCACGAGGUGGAGGUGGAGUCGCUGAUGAGGAUGGUGCGCGUGAACCUCCAGGCGCUCACGGAGGUCACCGCCGCCGUGCUGCCGGGCAUGGUUCAGCGGCGGAGGGGCGCCGUCGUCAACAUCGGUUCCGGGUCCACGCUGGCCGUGCCCUCGUUCCCACUCUACUCCGUCUACGCCGCUACCAAACGGUAUGUUGCUGUGUUCUCGAAAAACCUUUACGUGGAGUACAAAAGUAAAGGAAUCGAUGUUCAAUGUCAGGUGCCCUUCUACGUGGAGACGAACAUGGUCUCCAGCGCGGCGAAGAACAGUCUGUUCCCGCUGUUCGUGGUGGGGCCAGACGCGUGCGGCCGCGCGGCGGUGCGCUGGAUCGGGCACGGCCCGCUGUGCGUGCCCAACCUGGUGCACCAGCUCCAGUGGUGGGCCGCGGCCUUCCUGCCGGAGAUCCUUGGCGACACCUAUCGCCUAGCGCUGCAUCUGCAUCAGCGGGCCAUCUUCCGGAUGCUCAGAUCGUCCAGAGCGCAUCCGCAGGGCAGCGGCGAACAGGCGCCGCCACCGCCCGCAUGGUUCUUCCUGUUGCUCGCUUUCGUCGGCGGCGCCUACUCGGCGUCGCUGUCGUUCCGCCUCCUCUCCUACCUCGCGCUUUCCAUGCGCCGCCCGAGGGACCUACACCGCCGGUACGGCGCGUGGGCCGUGGUCACCGGCCCGACGUCAGGCAUAGGCCGGUCCGUGGCUCUGGAGCUCGCGCGCCGCGGCCUGAACCUCGUCCUCCUCGACCUCGACGCCGCCAACCUCGAGGAGACCUCCGACAUGGUCGUGUCUCGCCACGGCGUGGAGACCAAGACCGUGGCGUUCGACCUCUCACUCGUGGGCACCCCUCAAGGCGACGAGUCCGCGAGGCGGCUCCGAGCGGCCAUCGAGGGGCUGGACGUCGGGGUGCUGGUGAACAACGCCGGGGUGUCAAGGCCGUCCAUGGUGUACCUGCACGAGGCCGACGUGGAGGCGUUGGUGCGGAUGGUGCGUGUGAACCUGUGGGCCCUGACGGAGGUGACGGCCGCUGUCCUGCCCGGGAUGCUGGAGCGCCGGCGGGGAGCCAUCGUCAACAUGGGCUCCGCGUCGUCGGAGGCCAUCCCCUCCUUCCCACUCAACACCGUCUACGCCGCCACCAAAAGGUAUGUUGCCAAGUUCUCCCGGGGCCUUCACGUCGAGUAUAGAAGCAAAGGGAUUGAUGUGCAGUGCCAGGCCCCGUUCUUCGUGGCGACCAGGAUGGUGUCCAGCGCCGUGCGAGACAAGUGGUUCUCGCCGCUCGUCCCCACACCAGACGCCUACGCUCUUGCUGCGACGCGCUGGAUCGGCCACGGCCAGCCGCUCUGCACCCCUACUCUCGGUCACCAGCUCCUGUGGUGCCUCGCCGGCAUCCUGCCGGACGCCGCGCACGACUGGCUCCGCCUGCGCGAGCACCUGCGGCUGAGAGCGGUGAUACAGCGAAUGAGGGCGGCGAGGGCGUCGAAAACUGGGCCGGAUGCAAAGUGA
Messenger RNA from Miscanthus lutarioriparius, 1719 nucleotides. Lineage: Eukaryota; Viridiplantae; Streptophyta; Magnoliopsida; Poales; Poaceae. The record is from the annotation of a GenBank genome assembly.